CAUUGGUUCACCACCCAAACGGACCUUGUUCCGCACAGCCUUGAUUUUGUACCUUUACCUCAGCGUAGAAACCAAACCCCCCGACCAUCAUGGCGCUUCCGCGGCAACUACGAGAUGAAAGUGACUUUGAUCAGCUUCCAGAUAACAUACCCAUCAGUGCUACCAUAGCAGACAUUGUGGAGAAGAAGGGGUUCAUUGUCUACUAUCAAUUUGUGAUAGAGGUGAAGACUAAGGGAGGUAGCAAGUACCUGAUUUACAGACGCUACCGCCAGUUCUUCACCCUACAUCAAAGUAUGGAGGUCAAGCUCGGAGCUCAAUCAGGCUCAUGCACUCUCCCCACCCUGCCAGGGAAGGUAUUCAUGGGAAAUAAGCAGGAGAUAGCCGAGAAAAGAAUCCCAGAGCUCAACACUUACAUGAAGUGGGGGGAAGUGCUAGCACUUGACGCUCUGGUCUUUUAUCACCUGAAGAGAAGCUUGUCCCAAGCCAAACCUUCCUCUUUCUUACUCUACAGGAAAACCAUCAAGCCCAAAACUGAUCUGCUCUCCUCCCCCAGGGCUGAGGCGAUGUUUGACUUCAGCGGGAGCGGGAAGCUGGAGUUGAGCCUUAAGGCUGGUGAGGUGAUCUUCCUGCUCAGGAGAGUCAACGCCGACUGGCUGGAGGGGACAGUGAGGGAUAGGACAGGGAUUUUCCCAGAAUCCUUUGUGAAGAUCAUCAAGCCGCUGCCGGGGAGCGAGUCUGAUGAUGAGGGGGCAGACGUGGGCUCCAAGGCCCCCGGGGUCAGCGCCUACAGCUGCCUGCGCUGCUACCUGCUCCAGCCCCAGGGCAUCGACACCAGGGACCUGUGUGUGGAGGAGGACCUCUCUACACAGCCCACCUACAUGGAGCUGCUGUCACGGAUGAGGGACGUGUUCCAGGUCCAGGACAUCGCUCUGAACUACCGCGACCCUGAGGGGGACCUGGUGCGCAUCCUGGACGAUGAGGAUGUGACACUCAUGGUGUGGGAGAGCAAAACUCACAAGUCAAAGGUCAAGCGGCCGGUCAACCAGUACCCCUGGGAGCUGCACGUUACACUCUCCUCUGACCUUACUGUUUACAACACAGAGUUCUAGGCUCACGUGGCUGUGUGUGUGUGUGUAAAUGUAAGUGCAAACAUGUUCAUCUCUUUUCAUGGGCACCAUGUUUUUUAUAUUGUAUAAGGAAUGUUAUGUAAAGGAACAAACUUCUACUUGUAGCUGUAAUGUUGCCUUCUUGACUCUUCAAGCAGUAUUCAAAUAAACAUCUACCACUGAA
Alosa alosa (allis shad) is the source of this 1290-nucleotide messenger RNA. RefSeq names its product neutrophil cytosolic factor 4 (gene ncf4). Gene Ontology annotation, cellular component: NADPH oxidase complex. Lineage: Eukaryota; Metazoa; Chordata; Actinopteri; Clupeiformes; Clupeidae. Gene Ontology annotation, molecular function: phosphatidylinositol binding; protein binding; superoxide-generating NADPH oxidase activator activity. Gene Ontology annotation, biological process: phagocytosis; superoxide anion generation; respiratory burst. The record is from RefSeq and is a predicted model, not a curated record.